GUACUCAUACGCAAUCUCUUUAUUGAAAAAUUUAGCUUCAAGAAAAAUACAGACAAUUUUAUUUUGGGAAAGAAGAAUUUAUUUUUUAAGGUGUUGAAGUUAGUGGAGAAGGGAAAAAAAAAAUGCAAGCUUUCAAAGAAGCAGCUGUUAUUAAUAAUAAUAAUAAUAGUAAUAGUAAUAGUAACUCUAGUAUGUAUUGCCACUCAAGUUAUUACCUCAGAGGUGAUGAAGAUAGUAGACUUGCAGCACGCUUUGCUGAUAUUGGAGAACUUGAACAGUCUACAGGAUUCACUCAAGAUGAUGCUGUUGAUUUAAGUAGAAGUACUGUAUAUGGUGAAAUGAGGCCAAACAAUGUUGGUAUUGUUUCUUGUAACAACAAUAACUUACACUUUGGUGAACUUAAUACGAGUAUUGGUUCAUCUGAGACAGGGGUGGAGACAGGGAGGUUUAUGUUGCAGAAGGCACAAACAGGAAUGGUGGGUGGUGGAGGAGGGGGUGGGGGUGUUGUAGGUGGUGGUGUGGCAUUGGGAAAUGUGCAGCAUUUUGAGAAUUGGGGUGAUUCUGGUAUUGCAGACCAUAGCCAGCAGACUGACACUUCAACAGAUGUUGAUACUGAUGAAAGAAACCAUCAGGGCCAAGGUGUUCAGCAUGGUGCAUUAAUAGCUGUGGACUCCAUGGACCUGUCCAAAGUAAAGCUUGGAGACCAGAAGACACUUCGCAGGCUGGCUCAGAAUCGAGAAGCUGCUAGGAAAAGCCGAUUAAGGAAAAAAGCAUAUGUUCAACAGCUGGAGAAUAGUAGGCUCAAACUGUCACAGUUAGAGCAAGAGUUAAAACGAGCCCGCCAACAGGGCAUAUUUAUUGCUAAUGGAUAUGCAGGAGAUCAGAGUCUUUCUGCUGGUGGAAAUGGGGCAUUGGCAUUUGACAUGGAUUAUGCACGUUGGCUAGAUGAACAUCAACGACUUAUCAGUGAUCUCCGAUCAGCUGUAAAUUCUCACAGGGGCGAUAAUGAACUGCGUCAUCUCGUUGAUGGAGUAAUGUCACAUUAUGACGAAAAAUUCAAGCUAAAGAGUGUAGGUUUAAAAGCAGAUGUUUUUCAUAUGCUGUCAGGCAUGUGGAAGACUCCUGUAGAGAGGUGUUUCAUGUGGUUAGGUGGAUUUCGUUCUUCUGAGCUUCUCAAGAUUCUUGGCAACCAUCUUGAACCGUUUACAGAGCAGCAGCUCAUAGGCAUAUGUAACUUGCAACAGUCUUCUCAGCAAGCCGAGGACGCGCUAUCACAAGGUAUGGAAGCCCUGCAACAAUUACUCAUUGAUACACUUUCGUCUACGUCUCUCGGCCCUAGUGGCUCGGGAAAUGUAGCCGACUAUAUGGGGCAAAUGGCGAUUGCAAUGAACCAGCUUGCCACUCUUGAGAACUUCCUUUAUCAGGCUGAUCUUCUGCGACAACGUACUUUGCAACAAUUGCAUCGAAUCUUGACUACUCGUCAAGCUGCUCGAGCCCUCCUUGUCAUAAGUGAUUACAUGUCAAGGCUUCGAGCACUCAGCUCGUUGUGGUUAGCACGCCCCAAAGACCAACUCUAGUACGUCGUAUUCAUCUCUACAAGGUUCCUCCUUUUCGUAGUCAUUUUCCUACACCUUUGAAAUUGUGAAGAUAAGUCAUUAUAUAGUAAGUUCACAACUUUCAAAAGUCUUUCACUCGAAAUCACACUAUGACAGCAUAUAGUGUGAUCUGUAUACUAUUAUCUUAGCUUUAGCUAUUUUCUUGUACUAGGUAUGUCAGUUACCUAUUUGAAGAUAGUCCUUAGUAAAACGUUGGUCGUUGUAUGUACAACUCUGUUGGUUGCAAUUGUUGUUUGUUAAUGAAAAAAACUUCAUAUA
Messenger RNA from Solanum lycopersicum (tomato), 1874 nucleotides. RefSeq names its product transcription factor TGA2.3-like. The record is from RefSeq and is a predicted model, not a curated record. Gene Ontology annotation, biological process: DNA-templated transcription; regulation of DNA-templated transcription. NCBI's taxonomy places the organism in Eukaryota, Viridiplantae, Streptophyta, Magnoliopsida, Solanales, Solanaceae. Gene Ontology annotation, molecular function: DNA-binding transcription factor activity; sequence-specific DNA binding.